Messenger RNA from Blepharisma stoltei, 942 nucleotides. The record is from the annotation of a GenBank genome assembly. NCBI's taxonomy places the organism in Eukaryota, Ciliophora, Heterotrichea, Heterotrichida, Blepharismidae.
AUGAUAAAUAACCAGGAAAAUUUAUCCAGAUCAGAGCUAUUUAGGAGAUCAUUGCUUCAAAUAUCAAAAAAUAAUAAAGUCCUUCCCUAUUGCAAUAGCCCUGAAUCAUCUUUUCAAAGUAUUAAAAGCAACCUAAAUUCAGAAAAAUUAUGUAAGAUUUGUUUCGACUCUGAAACAGAAACUCAUACUCUAAUAGCACCAUGCCAGUGCUCUGGCUCUGUAAAAUAUAUUCACCAAGAAUGCCUAAAGGUAUGGUUGGUGUCAAAAAAUGAGGAUUUAGCCCAUACUAAAUGUGAACUUUGUAAAACUCCAUAUAUAAUGACAUAUGAUAUAUCAGUUAAAUGCAGGCCACCUAAACAGCGCCUUGAUGCGUCCAAGAAUGUUGUAACAAUCAUUCUAUUUGUUUUGUUUAUACUGGUUCUUCUUAUUUUACUAUUAAUAAGUGGAAAUGUAGUUCAUUUUAAAGGAAAUUGAGAGUCUGUUUACAAAAGUUGUUUCUACACCUUAUGUGCUUUUUUUGAUGCUGUUAUACUUUUAGCAAUUCUCAAGAUCCAAAAAGAAUCAUGUAUGGAAAACACACUUAGUAAUUGGAAAAUAUUAGAUUAUGAGAAUAAUAGAAAGGAUACAGAAAAUAAAUACUUAAAAGCUGAAAAUUCAAACCCUGACUUGCAUGGCCAUACAGUUUAUAAAAUCCCUGAAAAUAUUAUGGUUUCAGGCAAGAGAGUCAAAACACCUUCAAUCAUAGCCAAAAUGCAGCCAAUUUUUCGAAAUGGAAAUAUUUCUGGAUACAGCCAGCAAUUCAUUAAAUCUGAUUUUCUGCAAAUAGAAAGAGCCAAAGAUAUAAUGCUUCAUACCGAGCCUUCUUCAAUGUAUUUGAAAUCUUGCCCCAGUGAAAAAUGCAUAUCUGCAAAUGAGCCAGCAAAUUCUCAGCCUGCAAUAUAA